AUGAGUGAUGUGAAUCCAUCCGGAGCGCCCAGAAAUACGGUUGACUCACAAGAAUUGCACGAUUCUCAGCCAAAGUCACCAGCCACGACCACCUUGGCUGGGUCUCAGAAAAAGCGAGCUGCAAACUCAGGCGAGCCCAAGAAGAAGCGAGCACGCCAAACUAAAGAGGAAAUGGCGGCUGCCCGUGCAGAGGAAGAAAGGAUGAGACAAAUCAAAGAUGCCGAGAAAGAAAAGAAGAAAGCCAAGAAAGAAAAGAAGAAAGCCGAAAAGAAGGCAACCAAGAAGAAAUCCGCCGGUUCUAGAGCUCCAGGCAGAGGUGCUGGGUUAUACGACAAUAGUAGUGAAGAGGAUGACAGUGGGACGGAGCAACCUGAAGACCCCAAGCGAUCUAAUUCUCCUGAGGUUUUUUAUUCUGAUUGGGUGCCGACCCAGGACGAAGCGGAGCACCAACCAUCUCAGGUCGAGUCUGAUGGCCAAGAAAAACGCAAUCAAACUGCUGCAGAAACCCUCAUCCCAGAUGUUGUGAACAAUCUCGACGAACUCCCACCGCCGCUUGACUUCCCACCACUUGUUUCCAGAACCGACGGGGGUAACACUCAGGCCCAACCAAAUGUGAUGGAUGACCGUGUGGAUACUUCGAGACGAGACAGCUCUGAGCAUCUAUCACCACAGACCCCACGCAAUCCAGUUUGCAGACAAAAAUCUCAGUCCAUUCCACCCUCGACAAGUGCUUCUGAAUCCACCCAGACUCGUCGCCAGCGUUUCCCUAACCAACGCGCCGGUAAUGCGACUAGGGAAGGCCCACCAAAGGAGGCAUCUUCCAAAUCCAAGAUGUCGAGUGUUGCUGGUGCGUUUGGGGAAUCGUCCGAGCAAAGGUUUGGCUUCUUAGAUAAUCAUAUGAGUUGGGAGAAAGAGAAGUAUGGUCGCAUUGAAACAAAGGAGAAAGAAAUCUUUAGCUGGGAAAAGGAAAAGGACGAGCGCGAUCAUACCGAGGCAAAGGGAAAGGCGGCUAGGGAAUUGAAGUGGGAGAAACAGAAGUACAAUUGA
Messenger RNA from Puccinia triticina, 1047 nucleotides. RefSeq lists its product as uncharacterized. NCBI's taxonomy places the organism in Eukaryota, Fungi, Basidiomycota, Pucciniomycetes, Pucciniales, Pucciniaceae. The transcript is spliced from 3 exons. Bases 1 to 1047 code for a protein of 348 amino acids. The record is from RefSeq and is a predicted model, not a curated record.